Messenger RNA from Sphenostylis stenocarpa, 1752 nucleotides. The record is from the annotation of a GenBank genome assembly. NCBI's taxonomy places the organism in Eukaryota, Viridiplantae, Streptophyta, Magnoliopsida, Fabales, Fabaceae.
AUGCGCCCUCUAAUCUCUGUGCCCCAUGCACCCCAAACUUAUUCUGAUUCCCUCACCCAUCCCUCCCUCCUACCCUCUCCACGUGUCCCACAAGGAGCCCCUCCACCAUCGCCACACCCUCCCGUUUCAUCACACCGCCGGUUCCUGUCUCCCUUGGACCCUGACCCUGUUGCCAGCUUUGACUCAAGAAGAUGCUCUAAGAGGGCGUUUUCAAAUUCCAAUCUUGGGAUUGGUUUUAAAUGUUUAAGUCAAAGUAUGCGUGUUGGGUCUUGUUUUGUUGUUCUUUUGAAUUGUUUGGUCAAUGAUGAGAUUAUUUGUUUAUUUAUAUUCCAAUUGAAUUGUGAUUGGAUUUGGCUUUCUGCGUGGUCCUUGCGUCUUAAUCUGGGGUAUAAUCCUGUUGUGGCAUUGCUCUUGCUGGUGGCAUUGAGCAAUGCCGUUAGAGUUAGUGCAAAUGGUGGGCAAUGUGGUUCCAACCCAACACUAGACCCAAGACCACACAGUGUCUCCAUUUUGGAGUUUGGUGCAGUUGGAGAUGGUAAAACACUCAACACCAUUGCAUUCCAGAAUGCCAUCUUCUAUCUCAAGUCAUUUGCCGAUAAGGGUGGCGCUCAGCUCUAUGUUCCUCCGGGUAAAUGGCUCACUGGAAGCUUCAAUCUUACCAGCCAUCUCACCCUCUUUUUGGAAAAAGGUGCUGUCAUUAUUGGAACUCAGGAUCCGUCUCAUUGGGAUGUUAUUGAACCCUUGCCUUCUUAUGGACGAGGGCUUGAAGUACCUGGGGGAAGAUAUCAGAGCUUGAUAAAUGGAUACAUGUUACAUGAUGUGGUCGUAACAGGUAAUAAUGGAACCAUUGAUGGCAUGGGAAUGGUUUGGUGGGAGUGGUAUAGCUCCCAUUCCUUGAACCACAGCCGGCCUCAUCUGGUUGAAAUUGUGGCAUCUGAUUAUGUGGUGGUUUCAAAUCUUACAUUCUUGAACGCCCCAGCUUAUAGCAUACACCCAGUUUAUUGCAGCCAUGUACAUAUUCAAAAUGUUUCAAUCUCUACUCCUCCGGAGUCCCCUUAUACUGUUGGUAUAGUGCCAGAUUCUUCUGAUUAUGUGUGUAUAGAAGAUUGUAUUGUUGCAAUGGGGUUUGAUGCAAUCUCUCUUAAAAGUGGCUGGGAUGAGUAUGGCAUUGCUUACGGCAGGCCCACUGAGAAUGUACACAUUAGAAGGGUGCAUCUUCAUGCAUUUUCUGGCUCUGCUCUUGCAUUUGGCAGUGACAUGUCCGGUGGCAUUUCAAAUGUUCUAGUGGAGCAUGCUCAUCUUUUUAACUCAAACAGUGGCAUUGAGUUUAGAACCACCAAAGGAAGAGGUGGUUAUAUGAAAGAUAUUGUUAUAUCAGACAUACAAAUGGAAAAUGUCCACACAGCAAUUGCUGCCACUGGUAAUUGUGGGUCUCAUCCUGAUGACAAGUUUGAUCCAAAUGCACUCCCAGUUUUGGACCACAUUACGUUGAGGGAUCUCACAGGUACAAAUAUUACCAUUGCUGGAAACUUCGCUGGAAUAGAGGAAUCCCCUUUCACAAACAUAUGCCUUACCAACAUAACCUUGUCUACAAAUUCUGUUUCUCCCGUUACUUGGGAAUGCUCGAAUGUGUCUGGAUUUUCACAUUCAGUGCUCCCAGAACCUUGUCCCGAACUAGGAAACCCCUCAUAUGAUUCUUCCUCGUCCUGUUUCUACCUUCGGAGUAUCAGUGGAAAAACUUCAGUGCAGUGA